This is a messenger RNA of Daphnia carinata, 2168 nucleotides long. RefSeq lists its product as uncharacterized. Lineage: Eukaryota; Metazoa; Arthropoda; Branchiopoda; Diplostraca; Daphniidae. Bases 370 to 1362 code for a protein of 330 amino acids. The record is from RefSeq and is a predicted model, not a curated record. The transcript is spliced from 7 exons.
GAUUCUCAUUUUGGCUCCUAGCUGGUAUUUUUCUUACGUCGUUCUAGUUCACUGUCUAGCGUUGCACUGAAAUUCCACUCGCUGCUGCCCUCCAACGCUGCACCAUCCUGGUUCAUGGUGUUCUUCUUGCAAAGGCAAUGAAACGACGGCCUAACGAGGCAAUGACAUUAGAGAAGGGGAUGCUCUAGAAGAUUUAAUACCUGGGUUCCAGGAAGUACGCCUAACACCCCAACUAUAAAAUUUCAGCACAUUUGCACGCACCCUCUCGUCUUUCACGAUGAUACGUGGAACCAUUACCCAUAACCAGGACACUCAUCGGCCAAUGGAAAAUACGAUUCGCGUGCAAGGAGUUUCGAGUACCCUACAUAAAUGGGUGCAAAGAUGCCUUGGCCAUCCUCCUCUCCUUCCAAUGUCGUCGAAGUAGUGUUCUGCCGCACCAAGUGUGAUAAAAUGGCUGUUAUUCAUCAGGAUUACUAUUUCCAUCACAACCGCAAAUAUAAGGGAGGUGAUUAUUGGUGUUGCGCUCAACGUGGAUGCAAAGUCCGUCUGAUUAGCAGUCGCGUCGAUCACGAGACCGGACGGAUGGAAUUCUCUCGUCGUAACAAAGCGAUCCAGCAUCUACAUCCACCGAAUGCACCAAAUCUCAUUGAAAAAGAGUUUCGUCGUCAGCUGGUCACGCAGUUUGAUAGAGUUACAGCCAGUGAAUCGGGUUCGCCACAACCAGCCACUGCUGCUUCAGUACGUUUAGUAUACGAUCAACUGCGUCGUCAGGCAAUGGAACGUGGCGUACCAGAGCCUCUGAUUCCCUCGUUUUGGAAUGUACGUAGUACUAUGUACCGAAUUCGUCGCAAGCGGGAAUUGCUCCAUACUUCACCUAGUGAAGCAUCUGAUCCCGAAAGAAGAGAGAAUAAUGGAGCUUCAGCUGGAGAAGGAUCUGCUAGAUCAGAACCAGAAUCUCCAAACUCGUCCACUGAAGCAUCGGCUAGCCCAAUGCAAACGGAACCUUUAUGUCUUGUCACUUGGAAGAAUAAUGCUCUUCCGGAGCCACAACAUCAGUAUCAUCGUGAUCUUGCUCGCCCGCAUCCUUCCCCGAUCCUGUUUCAAACUCUUCAGACGCCGGGCACAUCCCCUCCUGUUCCGUCCAUCUAUCAACAGCCGUCGAUGCAGUUUCAAACUACAAGUGCUAUUACUCCAAUCCCGCCAAUCGAUCCGAAUAUUCUACGCUACUCUAGUCAUUUUUUGCCCAGCUUAUUUGCUCCUAUUGCUUCAGGACAGUCAUCGGAAAUAUUGCAAUAUUACGCAGCCAUGCAUGGCGAAUAUUUGCGCUCGCUCAUCGCUCUCAGCUGUUAUCCUCCUGCUUAAUCACCGUUAAUUGCUUCGCUCUACUCCUUAUUGACGCUCGCUAAUGAUAAAAAAAUUGACGAUGGACGUCUCGUUUGGAACAUUUCAACAUAAUUGAAUACAAUCCGAUCAACAGCACGUUGUCAAGGUGAUGGCGUUUCUCGAAAAAAAUGCAUAAAGCUGCCCAGUAGCGGGACCGUGACGGACUAUGCAGACAUGACUGGGCUAAGGAAUCGGUUCAACGAAUCAGCCUCUGGUCUUCAUCGUCUCCUCCGCUUUCUUGGUCUUGAUUCUGCUAUCGGAUCUAGCAAAUGGAAAACCAAACUUUGGGGCAGCAUUGUUUUUUUGGUUAUGUCUCAAGCUGGCCUGUACGUGUUCGUUAUACGUUCUCUUGCUCAUUUUAAAGGUUUCCUCGUCGAACUGUUUGCUACCAUUACCUUGUUGGGUCGCCUCGCCCGCGUUGCCAGCGUCAGCAUCAUACACCUGGUUUUACUUCUAAAAUUGGACCGAUUUCUGGACUCAUUUUGCAACCAACUAAAUCUGGUUGAUUUACAAUUAUGCCUGCCUAAUUUGUCCGGAGUUCGUCGUUUCACCACCGCCGGAGUAGUUUGGACCCUUUUAGUGUGUAACAGUCAUGCUAUUUGCGCAACGUACGUGGAGCUUGUUGAAAGUGACAGAAAACAUUCCAUCUCUCUACUGGAAAGGCUGCAGCAAUUCGUUCGUCUAGAGGGUUAUAUGAUUAUAGAUGGUUCUAUUGUGAUCUUCUGCACUUGCGGAGAACUGUUGGUCAUCUUUUAUCGACAACUGGCUGAGGACGUAAUUGUUCG